Paramecium sonneborni is the source of this 3042-nucleotide messenger RNA. Lineage: Eukaryota; Ciliophora; Oligohymenophorea; Peniculida; Parameciidae. The record is from the annotation of a GenBank genome assembly.
AUGUCAAACAUCUAUGUUAAUACAAGUAACAUUAAUAAUGUUUCAUAAACUUAAAAGAAAAGAAUAUUUGAUAAUACUCUGCAAAAUUAAACUCAAAAUCAUUUAUAAUUGCCAACUUAAAAAUAACCUUAGUUAAGUAUUAAUUCAUUACAUAUUGAUCCUGACUUAUCUUAUAUUGCACCUCUUGAAAUUGAGUAAUAAAAGCCUGCUUCUAAAAUUGAAGGUUAAAUAAAAAGCGAAAUUAGAAAUGAAUAAAUAUCUUAAGAAGAUCCAGCAAAGCAAAGUUUAUUGAAAGAGGUUUAAUUAGACAAUUUAGAAAAUAUUUUUACAUUGUUUCGAUCUACAGUACCAAUCAAUUAAUCAAACCUUUAAACUUCAAGAUUGACUACAUCAAAUUUAGAGCCUUAAUAUUAUUAAUAAUUAGAAAUAGAUGCAGAAAAUAUAAGAGAUCGAAUCAAAAUGGAAGGCCGAACUGUACAUACUAUAAUUGAAAAACAUAGUAGAAUUAAACAAUAAAAGUUAAAUGUUAUUUAAUAACUUAAAAAUAUCUAAACUACAUUAUUCUCAUAUGAUUCAUGUACUUCUUAUUCAAAAUUUUAAAGAGAAAUCAAAUAUACAUUUAAUUAAUUUGAAUCAAAAGCUGAUGAAUUAAGAGAUUUAUUUAAUGAAGCAUUUAAUUUUAUGUCAGUUGUUUCUGUGGCUGCAUAUGAAAGAUUACAUAAACCAUUCGAUGAAUCAGAAAUUGUAAGUGAAGCUGAAUUUACAUCAAUAUCUCUAAAGCAUUUCUCAGAUAUAGAAUUAAUUGCCAAAGAAUAUGAAUAAACUCUCUCAGAAAAAAGAAGGUAAAUAAUAUACAUAAUUAUUUAGAUUAGGAAAUAUAAAUUAAAAUCAUCACCAAUAUAAAUCUGUUUGUUCAAAAUUAUUAUAAUUAAUUAAAUCUUUUCCUUUGUAAGAAUAAGACUUCUAACAAAAAAUGAUUAAUUUAUAAAGAGUUUCCUCAAUAUAUUUUAAAGGUGUUUCAAGAGAUAUCUAAAUAUGUUUAUCAAAUUACUAACUUAUUAUUUAAGAUUAUAGGUUAUCACUAGCAGCUAUUGAUAAAAUUGUUAUUCAUAAGGAUUUAUUAUAAGAAUAUUAUGAUAGCUUUGAUCAUUAUUAAUAUCUUAUUUUUUAUUUAAAUUAAUAACCUUAAAAUUACAAAGAUAACUAUUAUUAAUUUAAAUAAUAAAAAGAUGAACUUAAAUUUGUAUAAUUUAAUUAAAGCAAAUAUUUUUUUGCUAUGAAGAAUAAAAUUUAUUAGAAAUCAUGUUUAUUUAUUGAAACAAUUCAAAAUUAAGUAAACUCAUAAAAAAAAGCAGUAGAAUUUAUAAUACCUUUGAUAGAUUAAUUUAAAAAAUAUUAAAAUAACAAUUUUUAGGAUUUUUUUGAUUAAAUUUUUAAUAAUUUAUAAUAAUCCAUAUCAAAAGAAUAAUGGUAACAUCUUAUUAAUUUAUAUUAAGAAGUGUAAUAAGGGAAAUGUAUAUUGAAAAUAAUACUAGUAAAAUUAAACAAUUUAUAAUAAUAACAUCCUACAUUAAGCGAAUUUAAAGAGAAGUUUAUUCGAAAAAUCGAAUAAGAACUUAAAUUUAUUUAAUCAUUGAAUCCAAAAGUAGAACCAUACAUAAGCAUUCAGGAUAUUGAUGCCCAUGUUUAAUAUUUGACAUUUAAAGAUAGUUUUGAAAAAUAAAGGUAGGCUAUGGAUUUAAAAAUUCAAGAAAUAGUUGUUAAUUUACCAUAGCAAUUAUUAUUAAGUGAUAUUGAGAGUUAAAACUUAAAAAAAAUAAAUAUUGAAAAGUUUUUUAGUCAAUCACAUUAAUUAGAAUAAACUGCAAUGAAAUUGUAAAGAAAAAAAGUAUCACCAGAUUUUGAACAUAUUAAGUCAUAAUUACAUGGUGAUAUAAUAUUUGAAAAAGAUGUUAUUUGUCUUUUAGAAUCUAUGCAAUAUUUGCAUUCUGGAAAUUUGUAAAUGAUUAUAGAAGAUUUUAAUGAAAUAGAUUUGAAGAAUAAUAAUAGUUCAUUAUAAUAAUUGAUAGAAGUAGUGAUAGAGAGUCAAAAAAAAAUUGAAUUAAUUUAAAGUGAUAAAUUAUCAGAAAUAAAAUAAGUAUAAGUAUAAGGAUUUAAAUGGAUAUUAAAUUUAUUCAAAUAAUAUGAUUAAUUUAGAAAAGUAUUUAUUCUUAAAUAUAAAGAAUUUAAUUGAAUUAAUUUUCCAAAUCUAGGAGGAGUAAUAAAUUGAAUAUUAAAGAACAAUUUAAAUAUAAAAUUAUGAAGACUUCAUAACUAUAAACAGAUUUAGCCAUUUAUUUUAUUAUUUAAAUUAAUAUCCUCGAAAGUAUUAACAUUGGGCGACAAUAAAGAAUGAAUUGAUUAAAGUCAUAUUGAGUUCAUUUAAGAUUUUUUAAAAAAAAGUGAUGGAAAAAGUAGAUGUUUUAGGUGGAGAGAAACCAAUAAGUUUUCUCUAAUUAGAUUAAGAUAAUACAGAGAAGAUAUUGAGAUGGUUUUCAUUGGAAUAACAUCACUCAAAUUUAGCCAAAGCAAUUUUAUUAUAUUAGGGUUAUAAAAAGACUAAAAAUUCUAAUUCUCAAUUUUCAGCUUCGUAUUAAUAAUAAGAUUAAAAGUAAAGACAAUUAAUGGAAAUAUAAACUAAAAUGUUUGAUAUAAUUAAUAAAUUUCAAGACUAAUUACAAUUACUUUCUUGUGAAAUUAAGUUUGCUUAUCAUAGCUCAGCCGAAACAUUAACAGAGGAAGAAUUAGAUAAAAUAAUAUUUACAGAAUUAUAAGAGGAAUGGGUUUUAGAUUAUAUGGAAAAAGGAUAAGAUCUCUCUUUCUUGGCAGAUUUAUAAAACUAUUCAGGUAUAUUUGAUAGUGUAUUAUUAAAUUAAAGUUUGAUAUUUAUCAAUUUGAAUUAGAUCUUAAAGUAAAAUGUUUAUAUAAUUUAGAACAUAAAAUGAAAUAGAUGUAAAAUAAAUAAGAAAUAAUCUUUUCUAAGUAAUUAAACAUUAAACAUGA